This is a messenger RNA of Chilo suppressalis (striped riceborer), 867 nucleotides long. NCBI's taxonomy places the organism in Eukaryota, Metazoa, Arthropoda, Insecta, Lepidoptera, Crambidae. The record is from the annotation of a GenBank genome assembly.
AUGAGCGAAAGUGGGGGCGCCGGCGGCUCGACGCCUAAUCUAUUCACAUGUUGUGAUGAAGAGGAACGUAUGAACUCCAGAAAGCGGAAGGAUCGUAGUCAUGUUCAUGAUCUCAAGCAAGAUUUAUUGGAUUUUCGUGCAGAGAUGAUGAAUUUUUUCCGAGAAUUUGGUAAGACACAAAACGAGAAUCUUACUAAGAUACGCCAAGAAAUAUCGGAAAUGAGAGAGGAAAUUAAAACAAUAAAGUCAGUAUCAGAGAAUUUAACACAUAAAGCGAAUAAAAUAACCAGUGAAGUGCAGGAAAUUAAAUCGGAAUAUGCUAAAACAAAAGAAAAAGUCAAUGUUCUCGAAAAAGACCUAUUUCAUAUAAAAAACAGACAAAAUAGUGAGCAACAUUUUCCAGAUUCGCUUAUUUCAAACCACGAAAGCUUAUUAUCGGAACUUAAAGACCACAAUGAGCGAGAGAAAAAUAUUAUAAUGGUGGGUAUUCCGGAAAAAAAUGAUAAAAAUUAUUCCGCAAGACGUGAAUAUGAUGAUGAGAUGGUGAUGAAGACCCUAGAACUGUUACAUGCAAACUGUUCCAAACCAAAUAAAUGCAUUAGAUUGGGCAAAUAUAACUCCAGUAAAGACCGGGCCCUAAAGCUAUGUUUUGAUAAUACUGAAAUACCAAAGCAGUUAUUACGUAACAAAUCAAAACUGUCAGAUAAUAUUAAAUUAUACUCUGAACGAACUCCUUCGCAAAAAACGUACCUGCAAUCUAUCAGAGAAGAAUUAAAACGUCGGGAAGAAAAUGGAGAAAAUAAAUUAAUCAUAAAAUAUGUCAAGGGUAUACCGAAAAUAUUGCAAAAUAAUCUACCAAAAAACUAA